AUUUUCCAAUUAACUUUCCAAAGAAGCUUGUUCUGUUCUAUUCAAAACCAAGGAGGGAAAAGGGGCAAAAUCAAACAUUUUUUUGUUGACUUGUUAAUUUGUUUGUCAGUAGUGCCUGUAGCAGGGCUCAACUAACAGCUAAGAAAUCAACUAUAUCAAGACUUUUUAGUUAUUUUUGGGAUCCAGAUUUGAACCGUCUUGGGUUGUUUGGUGUGGUGAGAAGUGGCAUCGUCAUUGCUCAACGUGAGCUCCACAGGGAGCCCUUCCAGGGUGCUCUGUCCCUUCUUGCUGUGGAAGAGACUCUCUCUGGUCCCAAGUGUUAACCUCCUUUCUCUGUGAGGUUAAAAAAAAAGAUGGUUUGAUCUCCAGGCAACACACUGUGCCAAAAAAAUGGUUUCUGUGCAAUAGUCCUAGAAAGGAGAUCCGAUCCAAGGAAAUAAGAUCAGACCGGAAUGAGAUAACAUCAGCCGAAGAAAUGGUGCCGGAAUUAACAAUAAGGAAAACAAGCACCAGAUGUAUUCAGUAAGUAUGAAAGCUGCAGGGCCUGUUGGGCUGGUCCCUGCCCAGUCAGCUGUGGAGAAACACACCCAGGAGAAAGCCUGGCUGAACCCCACAGGCACACAGAGCUCAGCUCUGCCAUCACCUUCACCGGGAAGGCUGCAGGUAUCCAAGUGCAGCUGAGUAGGUCUGGCUGAGCCCAGCACCUGCAGAGCCUUUGCUGGAAAAUAAAGGUUUGUCCCUGAGGCAAUCUGCAUGUGGAAACUACCUCCUCCGGCAGAGAAAAUGGGCCAGAAGGUCUCCCAGGAGGACAACCAGGAGAACAAGGCUGAAACUCUGGUCAUCUGUGAAGUCUUCAGCCAGGGUGUGCUCCAUGCAUCUCGAAAGCUGGAAGACUAUCUCGGUUUUGUGGAUCCUCAAAGCAAAUUCCAGCCAGCCACAAACACGCUGAGCGAGAUCUUCCUGGUCAACUUCAUCAGCUUCUGCAUGGGAAAGGGCAUGGAGGAGCAGAUCAUGACCAGCAAAAUGACCAAGCAGCAGUCCUUCCUGUUUGGAGUGGACUGGAUCUGGACUCUGUGUGGGUCUGACAAGCAGAUCAAGCUCCAGAUCGCUGUGCAGGCUUUGCAGCCGGCCGAGCUCUUCCACGACGAGGGUCCUGCCGAGGAUUGCUGCCGGGAGGCUGCGCUGGCCAACGAGUGCUUCCAGAACAUGAGCAGGUUUGAGAAGCUGGCUGAGUUCUGCCGCCUGGUGGGACGGGACUGCCUGGGCUUGUUCAUCAUGUUCGGUGUGCCGGGGAAGCCCAAGGACAUCCGAGGAGUCCUGCUGGACAGCGUUGCCAAGGAGGAGCAAAAAUGCCACCUGUCGGGCAGGAACGCGCUGCGGCAAUUUGUCACCAGCACUGACAGCUCCCUGCCCACAAAAGACAUGUUGGAAAAUUGCCUGGGCACCAGAAAUGGGCUGAAGGACAUGGGCAAUGUGUACAUAAACUUUGUGUGAGCAGCUGGGCAGGAGCAGUGUCUCCGUGCAGCAGCAGGGUCCUCGCAGGGCUCAGCUCUGCCCCUCUCUCUUUCCUCCCCACACUCCAUUCCCUCCACCUUCCCCUCAACCCAUGGUGUUCCCUUAGCUCCUGCAGAAGCCAGGCUGAGUCAGCCUCUCCAGGUUUUAAAACACCAGGGCAGACCUGCCAGAAAAAUGUGUUUAUAGAAGGCAUGACGUUUUUCCAGAACAUUUUGUUCGCCAGACAUUAAGUCCUGGCUGGAGCUGCUGAAAGCUUUAUCAGCCAGAGCUCUGGGGAGGUCCUGGUGGAUUUGACUCAGAGCCUUUGUUUGCUGUGUGGCAGCUUUUUUUCUCUCCUAGGAGGGUGAGCCUGUAAUAAUGGAAAUGUGCUGGUGCUGGUCAGAAGAGCUGCAAUGAGUGUGAAGGACAAUACCAGGCCUUAAAAUGACUGAUGGGAAGGAGUGAGCUGGUUUCAAUUAAGAGGAAAAGCCCUGCCCAGUGCUAGAAAUGGGCUCUGAGAGAGAAUUACCUGCCCCAGCGUUGGUGCCAGGCUCCACAGGGCCUUGAAGCUGUGAACCAAAGGCAGGGUUGGGGCCAACUGCAAAGCUUUUCUCACUGAAUGGCUGUCAGGGCAAGGUAGGGGGCAGAUGUUAAAGAACACUUGGGAAAAAUCAAGCAAUGGGGACAAAAACCAGGCCUGAUGGGAGUGGGACCUUAUCACAGCCCCUGACCAUGCACAGAAGAGAACAAACCUGGAAGAGGCAAGAUUAUUUCACUUGGAAUUCCUCUUCAGUAGUUUAGCAGCUGAUGGUAUUUAUGGGCUUGGUUUAUUCUGUUUCCCCCAGCUUUUACUGGACUAAGUGAGGCUUUUGGGUUGGUUAUACAAUUAUAAUUACUUGCUUUACUGUUAACCAGUGAAUGAGGCCCUGAUCCACAUUCAGUCUGGUAAACUCACUUUGGGUAUAGCUGUCUGAAUAGUCUUGUCAGUGCAAAACUCAUCUGACUCUAAUUUUCAUAUAAAUUCAGUCAUUUAACAGAAUAAAAAUAAUUUUGAAAACACAUUCAUCUUCCACUAUUUACUAUUUGAGUUGUAAAAUGGGGGCAGCUGUGAGAGCUGAGAAUCAGAGGCUGUUACUUAACAAGCCAUUAAAAAAGAGCCUAAGGAGGCUGAGACAUCAGUGCCACAAGUAUUUGCAGCAUUCCAUGGCAGAGGCAGGGAAUCUGAAAGGGGAACUGAAGUAAACACAGAACUGUGACAUUUUUGCUGAGUCACAAACACAGCUGGGUUUGGAGAAGGGUGACCUUUCAGUGCUGAAACAGUUCAUUGAGAUAGAACCAUUUUUAAAGAGAUGCUGUCACUGUAUUCUGUUUGUGUGGCUGGGUUUGGUGGGACAUAGGAGACAGUUCUGGUGUGCUGCAUAGAGAACCUGCAUAGCUGUGGGGGAUUGGGAUUUUUUGGCUUUUUAAACUAGCAGAAUAAUCAACACUGCAGCAGGAUUGAUACUGGCUUAUAAAAAACCUGCAGAAAACUAAUUUUGCAUUAAAUUGGUAUAUUCUAACUAGUAUGACUUCACCUAUCCAGGUCUUUAGAAAAGCUGGCUCACUAGAAAACUGGGCUUUUUUUCCCUUGCAUG
Messenger RNA from Cyanistes caeruleus (blue tit), 3128 nucleotides. It is a transcript of the gene REP15, whose product is annotated as RAB15 effector protein. Gene Ontology annotation, biological process: receptor recycling; transferrin transport. The record is from RefSeq and is a predicted model, not a curated record. Gene Ontology annotation, cellular component: endosome membrane; recycling endosome. NCBI's taxonomy places the organism in Eukaryota, Metazoa, Chordata, Aves, Passeriformes, Paridae.